Molecule: messenger RNA, 1149 nt
Organism: Rhagoletis pomonella (apple maggot)
Lineage: Eukaryota; Metazoa; Arthropoda; Insecta; Diptera; Tephritidae
Exons: 1
Coding region: 1-1149 (382 amino acids)
Source: RefSeq, a predicted model, not a curated record
AUGUCAACACCAUUGACAAAUUCACAUUUGAGAAUAUUGGAUCUUAUUUCCAUAGAAAACAAGUGUGAUGUUAAAUUAUCUACUGAAUAUAAUAGCAAGUCUGACAAAAUUUUAAUAGAUAUUGUGCUAAAUGAGAAAAAAGUGCAGUUUCAAGUUGAUACGGGCGCAUCAUGUUCGCUAAUUGGACUGCAGACAUAUUCACUAUUGGGAAAACCAAAGUGCGAAGCUACCAACAAAGUAUUGAGAGCUUACGGGGGAGGUUUGAUUGACGUGAAGGGUGCUAUUAAAGUAAACGUUGAGUGGAAGGGCAUCGUCAAACAAAUGACAUUGCUCGUCGUGGAUUCACAUGAGGCCUCCAACAUUCUCGGUAUGGAUUGGUUUGGAGCAUUGCAUUUCAAAUUAUAUAAUAAUGAUCAAAAUGAAGACGAAGUCAUCUCUGAUAUUCAGGGUCAGGCAUCGUCGAACGCAUUGACCACUUCUCUAAAAGAAAGCACCCAGCAGUUUGCUGAUAUAUUUUCGCCAACUUUGGGCUCGUGCACAACGUUCAAAGCUAAUAUUAGGUUGAAACCUAACGCUUCACCGAAAUUUUUCAGACCUUAUAACUUGCCAUUUGCCUUACAUGCUGAUGUACGUGCAGAAAUUGAUCGACUUGUAAGUACAAACAUUCUUAAACCAAUAGGUACAUGUGAAUGGGCGGCACCUAUAGUGGUUGUGAAAAAGCCAGACGGCAAGCUAAGAAUCUGUGCGGAUUUUAAAGUGGGUGUUAAUUCUCAAAUCGAAGUCGACCGGUACCCCAUUCCUCGCAUUGAAGAGCUUUUUCAUAACCUACAAGGUGGUCAGUAUUUUACGAAAAUCGACUUAAGUGAGGCAUAUUUGCAAAUAGAGUCGACCGAAAUGUCAAAACGGUUUAUGGUCAUAACAACACCAUUUGGUUUGUUCCAAUUUCAAAGAAUGCCUUUUGGCAUUUCAAGCGCUCCGGGCUUAUUUCAAAAAUUUAUGGAAGAGGUAAUCGCGGAUAUUCCUCACUGCGCAGUGUAUCUGGACGAUAUUAUUGUGACGGGUAAAAACGAUAUCGAGCAUAUUCACAACGUUAAUAAAGUUUUCCAACGGCUACGCCACCACGGAUUACAGUGUAAACUAGAAAAGUGA